UCUGCUCACAUGAUUUUUGUUGUCCUGCGUUUAGUGUCUGAGCGAGUCCGUCCUUUGGGUGAGCAGCCGCGAUGUUGUGCGCUCACCAGCUGUUGCUGGCCGUCUACAUAGUCACCUUCCUAAUGGGGGUCCCUGCCAACAUCCUGGCCUUCUGCACCUUCUGCCGCAAGGUGCGACGCCGGGCGGCCCCGAUAGACAUCCUCCUGCUCAACCUCACCAUCUCCGACCUCGUCUUCCUGGCCUUCCUGCCGUUCAAGAUGAAGGAGGCGGCCGACGGCAUGUUGUGGUUGCUCCCCUACGCCCUGUGUCCCUUCACCGGUUUCCUGUUCUACGCCACCAUCUACAACAGCACGCUGCUGCUCACGGCCGUGAGCGUGGAGCGCUACUUGGGGGUGGCCUUCCCCCUCAGGUACUCCCUGUGUCGCAGGCCUCGCUACGCCGUGCUGGCCACCGUGCUGUUCUGGGUGGUGACCUUUCUGAACCUCAGCAUCGUCUACAUCAUGCCGUACGCCCAGUGGAGCAAAGGAGCGGGCGGCGACGGCGGCAGCAACGGCAGCAGCAACGGCAGCAGCAACGGCAGCGUGCUGCGCGCCGGCAGCGUGCCCGUCUCACCUCCGCCCACCUGCUACCUGGAUUUCAGCCCGGAGGAGCUGAACAUCGUGCUGCGGGUGCGCCUGGAGCUCUUCUUGGUUCUCUUCUGCGUGCCCUUCCUCAUCUGCUGCUUCUGCUACGUCAACUUCAUCCUCAUCCUGUCGCGCCUGCCGAACAUCGGCAGGCGGCGCAGGAUGCGCGCCAUCGGCCUGGCGUUCGGCACCCUGACAGUGUUCACCGUGUGCUUUGGGCCCUACAACGCCUCCCACGUGGUGGGGUACGUCCGGCAGGAGAGCGAGGAGUGGAGGAACAUGGCGUUGCUCUGCAGCACCUUAAACGCCUGCCUGGAUCCCAUCAUCUUCUACUUCUCCUCGGCGGCUGUCAGAAGCAUGUUGAACCACUGCCUCAGCAACAUCACGGCCAAGCUGCACAUCCUGAGGUGGGGGGGCGGCGGGGGUCCUCACCAGAACCCCUCCAAGACAGACAACUACAAGGAAGAGCCUCUUCCGUGAACAUCUUGGAAUGUAAAUGACGGCGGGCUUGUUUAUUUCAAGGAGGACAAAACCAAUGAGCGUGGCGAGAGGAAAGGUUCAUAUCCUUGUUUCACGUGGUGCCUUUAAACGUAUUAUUAAUCUCCAGCACACCUUUCAUACAUGUUGUCCAACGUGGAAACACGGCGGUUUAUCUUUCAGUUAAUCAUCUGCUGAUUCUGUUCCUGCCGAGCUGCAAUAUAAGAAGCUUGUGUUAAGUUCUUGUUAAUGAGCAAGGAAAUAACUCAACACAAAAGAGGACUGUGACGUUUUUGUACAAACUUUAAAUAAAAUCGUGAC
Gasterosteus aculeatus aculeatus (three-spined stickleback) is the source of this 1421-nucleotide messenger RNA. Its product is annotated as free fatty acid receptor 3-like. Gene Ontology annotation, biological process: G protein-coupled receptor signaling pathway; cellular response to fatty acid. The record is from RefSeq and is a predicted model, not a curated record. Lineage: Eukaryota; Metazoa; Chordata; Actinopteri; Perciformes; Gasterosteidae. Gene Ontology annotation, cellular component: plasma membrane. Gene Ontology annotation, molecular function: G protein-coupled receptor activity.